Messenger RNA from Cornus florida, 2054 nucleotides. RefSeq names its product protein SRG1-like. Lineage: Eukaryota; Viridiplantae; Streptophyta; Magnoliopsida; Cornales; Cornaceae. The coding region runs from base 704 to 1795 and encodes 363 amino acids. The record is from RefSeq and is a predicted model, not a curated record. The transcript has 4 exons.
UUCAGAUAAAAUAUUAUUAUUAUUAUUAUUUUAUUUUUUUGGUGUUUGGCUGAGGUUUAGGUUAAGUUCAUCGGGCUGGGGUGUGUAAAAUAAGUAAGUUAUUUUUGUUAGGUUUUAAUAUGUUUAUUUUGUAAAUAUUUUACAACCAAAACAUUAGAAAAUAAAAAAUAUAUAUAUUUUUAUAGUUUACAACCAAAACACUAGAAAAUGAUAAUUUUACAACGUGAGACAUAGUAAAGAUUAACUUGCUUUGUAUUGUGGGAGAAAUUUUUAUACACUUUGUAAGAUAAAAAGAAAUAAUUAGGAAUAGUCAAAACUUAAAAAACUUUUAAUAAUUUUGAGAGGGGGCAUAUUUACAAUUACCAAAUAAUAUGAAUACAAAAUUAAAAAAUAAAAAAUAAAAAAUUUAGUGGGGCAACUGCACCCACUGGGCCCUACUUUGGCUCCACCCUUGUUUGUAUGUAUGAAAUAUGAAUCACAAGGAUAAUAUGUCUAAGGCUUCCAAGCCGCUUUUAAGGAAAAAUGAAACUUCAACACUUGUCUUAAAAAACAUGAAAACCUAUUAUAAGGAGCAGAACCAAACCUUUUCUGUCAUACUGUCCUUGUGAUGAUCACAACAAAAACUACAACACGUAGAGAGAGAGAUUGAGAGAGAGAGAGAGAGAGAGCACCUGCCUUGGAUUUGCGCGCGGGAGUCGAAGCUAUGGAACCAAAGGGUGCAAGAUUUGGGAGCUCCCUCCUUGUACCCUGUGUUCAAGAGCUGGCUAAGGAAUCAUUGGUCACAGUCCCAUCCAGGUACGUGCGUGAUGAUCAAGAUCCUCCUCUGAUCACACCAUGUACUGAUUCUACACGCGACGUCCCAAUCAUCGACAUGGAAAACUUGCUUAGUGGAGAUCAUAUGGAGAUGGAGUUGCAGAAGCUGGAUUCUGCAUGCAAAGAAUGGGGUUUCUUCCAGGUGAUAAACCAUGGAGUGAGCAGUUCAACAGUGGAGAAAUUAAAGGUUGAGGUUCAACAAUUCUUCAACCUUCCGAUCGAAGAGAAGAAGAAACUAUGGCAGAAACCAGGAGAAGUUGAGGGAUUUGGACAGGCCUUUGUUGUAUCUGAGCAGCAGAAGCUCGACUGGGGAGACUUGUUUUUCUUGACUACUCUUCCCACCCAUUUGAGGAAACCCCACUUGUUCCCCAAGCUUCCUCUCCCUCUCAGAGAUACCCUGGAAAUUUAUGCAGCUGAGUUGAAACAACUUGCAAUGAAGAUACUCGAUUUCAUAGCUAAAGCUCUAAAGAUUGAGGCUGGGGAUGUCCGAGAGUUGUUUGAAGAAGGGAUGCAGUCAAUGAGGAUGAAUUACUAUCCACCAUGUCCGCGUCCAGGGUUGGUUCUCGGCCUCACCCCUCACUCUGAUGCUACUGGCCUCACCAUCCUACUUCAAGUUAAUGAAAUGGAAGGUCUGCAAAUAAAAAAAGAUGGGAUGUGGGUACCUGUCAAACCCUUACCUGGUGCCCUUGUCAUCAACAUUGGAGACAUUUUGGAGAUUGUGACCAAUGGAGCUUACCGUAGCAUCGAGCAUCGUGCAACUGUAAACUCUGUGAAGGAGAGGCUCUCAAUCGCCACAUUUUAUAACCCGAAAUAUGAUGGAGAAAUGGGUCCUGCGCCUAGUUUGAUUACCCCACAAACUCCAGAGGCGUUCAAAAGAGUGGCAGUUGCAGAUUACUUCAGAGGCCUCUUUGCUCGUGAGCUCAAUGGGAAAUCAUACCUAGACGCGAUGAGGAUUAACAAUGAAGAACGCAAGAGUAGCUGAAACUAGUACAGAUAAUGCUGCCGAAACCUAUAUUAUCGUUUGAUUGUUAAAUAACAAGCUGUAAGGAGUUCUAUAAACACAUGAAUGCCAGCCUUCAGUGUUUGCAUUUUUGUAUCUUCUGUUUUCCAGCAUGUACACCAGCUUCAACCAAUUCUCCACUUUUGGAUCUCUACCAGCACUCCAUGCAAUGUUUUAUUCAACGCACUAAACUAUGUUUCUAACUAUUCGUACACAUGAAAUCUACCAUUUAUUUUUCUUA